Molecule: messenger RNA, 2363 nt
Organism: Ectocarpus sp. CCAP 1310/34
Lineage: Eukaryota; Phaeophyceae; Ectocarpales; Ectocarpaceae
Source: the annotation of a GenBank genome assembly
CAGACCACUGUUUAUGGCAGAAAAAUCUUGAUCUUGAUUCCUCAAAACCUUAGCAAGAUAAAUGCGACCCCCCCCCAAGAUCAAGAUUACGGCCCAAACGUGGUUAUGGGUUUCAGUCACAAUAUCGUUGAUUAAACAAGGGGGGGGUGUAGGUGGACUUCAAAAUACGGGGGCAGCGUGCCCCUGCCAAGACAGCAACGGACGCGCUUCAACUCAGCGCAAACCAGUACACAAGCAGCUCAGCGAAGUCAUGGAGGCCGAUCAAGCUGCCGCUGCACGAGCGCUAGCCCAGGAGGCUGCUCUCAGGGCGCGGGAAGAAGCCGAGCAGUCGAAGCUCGGCGUUCCCCUCAGCAAUGAUCUGUUGAGAGCGUUUCGGCUUGUGCUGCUCAAGACCGGCGGCAAGGUCAUGAGCGCCCUUGCUCAGAAGACGUUCCAAGCCUUCCCGAUCGCAUACGCCGCGAUCACCUGCAAGCAGUCAGAACAGAUGGAUAAAGGUGAACGUGACGUGGUGUGUACGAAGACCCUCGUGGAGUUCGCCAUCCCGCAGUUCAUCGUGCUGGCGAAGGCUGCAGCGAAGAAGCUUGAGCUGCCGCUCCCGCUGGACAUCGAGGACAAGAUGUAUCUCACGUCGUUGGGCACAGGAAAAAAACCGGCGGUAUCGUUUAAAGAUAAACCCAGGGCCUGCUGGACCAAAUGGGAAACCAUCAAGCGAGACUACACGAAGGAGAUCCAGAUCAUCUAUGACGAAGGUCCCCAGACCGCGUCCGAAUUUGAAUCGGGGCAGUCAUCCGAGGACUACGCAGCCAAGCUUAUCGAGGAAGUGUGGCAGCGCUCCGACGAGUGCAAGAAGGCGGAGGCCGUGGACCUCACCCAGACAACACCAGCAGUGAUCGCCGAUGCUGGGUCUCUGUCAGCGGCAGCGGCUAGGUUCCAGGAGGUUGGUACGGGGUCGGCAGGAGAGGGGUCGGCAGGAGGACAUGAGAUGGAUCCGAAGCCCGAGUGCGAUUGCGAUCCACCGCAAGAGUGCACCAUUGCCGUCGAUGAGAACGGAAAAAAAUACUGGCAGUGCGCGACAGAGGCCGUGCGUCCGUUGGAAAGCUGCUUCUGCUACAUCCUCCAUGGUGCCGACGAGGUGGACGCCGCGGGCGAAGGCGGGCUUCCGAGCUCCGGUGGUGCGGAGGCAGCAGGGGCGGGCGUGGGCUCCGGUGGCGGGGAGGCGGUGGGCAAGCAAGACACAGCGGGGAAGGGGGAAUCAACCCCGGUGCCUGACGGAUGGUUCCACCCGUACAUCAUCAUCGCUGCUGCGUGGUCUCCCUGGGGCGGGAACUGUCCCACCCAGUGGCAAAACCUAUCCGCGUCUGACGGCAAAGCUCCGACGAACAAGAAGGGCGACCAGAUCGCAUCCGGCCCCCUUUCGAGCCCGGGAGCAUUGGCUGAAUCGACUGCAUCGGCGCGCAAGAUGGAGAACAACAACGGCAACUCCGUGAGUCGUCGCGCGCACCAAGCAGCUUUGAAUGCGGAGACUGACAGGGUUCGCCGGGACAAGAGGGACAACGAAAACAUGGCGCAACAAGAAAAGGCGACGGCCCUUAAAAAGGAAGCGUUGCAGGCUAUGCAGAAGGGGAACGAGAACUCGGGCAAACUGGUGGCGUCGAUGGAGGAGAUGGUGGGUCUCAAGCGGAAAGCGGCGGCUCGGGAGCAGACGGCGGCGGCGGCGGCAGCGAGGAAGAGGAGAUCGAAUCCAUCGAAAAACUGCUCAUGCUGCCAGUCAUGGCCAAACCCAAUCUCCAGAAGCAGCUGGCGACGCUCCUGCAUGAAGGGGUGCUUUCGUGAGAAGAGCUUUUCCUUAUGCGUUCUUCCCUUGCGAGCUCUCUCUCCGGGGGUGGUACUACCCUUUUGUUGGUGUUGGGUUUGUUGGAGGCCGGCCACAAAGCAUGUUGUGUGUUGGAUGCGAUUUAGACCCAGUGCUUGAGAACAGGUGGUUGAAGAGGGAGGGGCGUUUUUUUUUUGCGGGAGAGACACAAAGUGUUGGACUUUUUGGGUGGCUAGGAGAAACAUCCAGUGACGAAGGUAGAAAGGAAGGGCAAAGCGUUGAAUGUAUUCUUGGAGUUAUAUAUUUUUUGCGAGAGAGACGCAAAGGGUGCAGUAGGAGUUUUUUGGUGGCUAGGAGAACCAUCCAGUGCCGAAGGUAGAUGAGAAGGGAGGGCGGGGCGUUGAAGGUAUUCUUGGAGUAUAUUUUUUUGCCUCCUCCACUGUGAAGUCGCAGUAUGGGUAGAAAACGAUGGCGGACCAAUAUCCGAUGGCCGUACCCAAAGUUCUUUUCGCAACGUUGCAUGCCAAGGUGACGCAACGAUACAUGAACC